AGCGUUACUCCAAGCUAGUUUCAUUAAACGGAACAACUAAUUUUUAGUCGCCGGUUACCAAGUAAUUAUUCUUUAACAAAUGAAACGGUGACUUAAUCAGAUUGUUCAACACUGUUGAAGACUUGAAGAAACGGAUACAGAAAAUGUUGUCAUUAAGCAACGUAGCAGCACAAGCUGUGUCAGCCACAAAUAAACUGUUGCAUGAGGUUCGACUUGCUGGAUUUAAAGCAGCUCCAUUGGCUAUGGUACAAAUCGCAGGCCUCAAAAAUUUUAAACCACCUCCAGUUUAUAAUGUUGAGUUCCCGGAGAAAAGAAAACUGCCAAUUAUGCAAAAGGUACCACAAUAUCCACCUUCAAUGAGGCCAUUCAAAAUGCAGAAGAAAUUGAAGUUCAUGAGGGGUCCAGAGUUGAUACAUAACAGUCUCAUACAUAAGCAGUUUGGAAUUGUUGCCACGGGUGGUGGUAGACUACGAUCAGGCCAUUUUGAGAUGAUGCGUCUAACUAUUGGCCGUAAGUUAGAUGUAAAUAGGAUGUUUGCUAUUUGGCGUGUUGAUGCACCCUGGCAACCAGUUACAAAAAAGGGUCAAGGCCAACGUAUGGGAGGUGGAAAAGGUGCAAUCGAUCACUAUGUAACUCCAAUUAAAGCUGGUCGAGUGAUCUUAGAAGUGGGUGGUACGUGCGAAUAUGUCGAGAUCAAAAAAGUAUUGACCGACGUCGCAAAUAAGCUGCCUUUCAAAGCCAUAGCUGUUAACGAAUAUGAAAUGCAAAAAAUGAAACAGAAAGAAUCUAGAAUUGAGAACCAGAACUUGAAUCCAUGGACAUUCAAGUAUUUCAUACAAAACAAUAUACAAGGCUGUCAUACCUGGAUAUCACCGGUAGACAAAAUAUGGUUUGGAAAAUAUAACUAAAUCGAGCCUAAAAUAUUUCGCACUUAGAACGUGAGUUGUAAAUAAUAAACGAAAAGAAAAAAAAUACGAAUAAACAUUCAUAAAGGAAA
Molecule: messenger RNA, 997 nt
Organism: Cephus cinctus (wheat stem sawfly)
Lineage: Eukaryota; Metazoa; Arthropoda; Insecta; Hymenoptera; Cephidae
Gene: mRpL16
Product: 39S ribosomal protein L16, mitochondrial
Exons: 6
Coding region: 144-908 (254 amino acids)
Biological process (GO): mitochondrial translation
Cellular component (GO): ribosome; mitochondrial large ribosomal subunit
Molecular function (GO): structural constituent of ribosome; rRNA binding
Source: RefSeq, a predicted model, not a curated record